AUGGUUGAUAUAGCACCUCCUAUCAAUACUGGCAGUAGAGAUAAGGUGGUUUGGACCUUAUCUCCUACAGGUAAAUUUUGUUUAAAGCAGGCUUACAAUGCUCUACUCCCCCCUGCUCCGUUGUCUAUUUGUACCAACAUUAUUUGGUUCUCAAAACACAUUCCUAGGCAUGCCUUUGUUACUUGGCUUGCUCUUCACAACAGACUCUAUACCAAAGAUAGGUUCUUCACAGGUCACAGUAGUGAUGGUGAUUCUAACCUAUGCAUUUUGUGUCGAAGUGAAGAUGAAACACAUGAACAUCUGUUUUUUAAGUGCAGUUACUCCACUUAUAUUUGGAAUUAUGUUCAACAUACAUGUAGAUUUUACUGUGGUGAGCUUAGUCAAACUUUUAUAGCAAGGUGGAUUGAGAAUGUAUGGAAUGACAAUUAUAACUCUAUGGAUGCUAUAACAGCUAGACUUUACUUCUCUACGACUAUUUACUUCAUAUGGAAAGAGAGGAACAAACGUACCUAUGCCGGUAAAUUCUCCUCGCCUCAGGUUGUUUGGAAGCUCAUUGAGGACUACAUCCGAUGCCGUCUGCUCUCCUUGAGGUUCAAAGAUUCGAGGAUUUCUCGGAUUAUGGCUGCUGAUUGGAGACUUCCUAGUCUGGUUAUUGAAAGCACCAAUUCUGAUAGCUAA
Messenger RNA from Cornus florida, 678 nucleotides. RefSeq lists its product as uncharacterized. The record is from RefSeq and is a predicted model, not a curated record. Lineage: Eukaryota; Viridiplantae; Streptophyta; Magnoliopsida; Cornales; Cornaceae. The coding region runs from base 1 to 678 and encodes 225 amino acids. The transcript has a single exon.